AAAGGUCGGGCGCGCCGUCAAUUCGAGAUUGUGCUUCUGGUUAUUUGGGAUUUGCAUCCUCAUUCAUCGAUCGAUCUUUGAGCUCUAUACAAGAAGUCAUCUUCCUCCUUUUCUUUUUAAGCCUUUCUCUGGUGGCAAAUCUGGAGGUGGCACAGAGAUGGCAGGCGAAGAUGAUAACAGUGAGUUCUACUUGAGAUAUUAUGUGGGGCACAAAGGGAAGUUCGGCCACGAGUUCCUUGAGUUCGAGUUCAGACCUGAUGGCAAACUUCGCUAUGCAAAUAACUCCAACUACAAGAACGACACCAUAAUUCGCAAGGAAGUUUACCUUACCCCUGCCGUUCUUCGUGAGUGCCGCCGCAUUAUUUCCGACAGCGAGAUAAUGAAGGAAGAUGACAACAAUUGGCCAGAACCUGAUCGGGUUGGACGGCAGGAGCUGGAAAUUGUAAUGGGAAACGAACAUAUUUCCUUCACAACAUCAAAGAUUGGAUCUCUCGUGGAUGUUCAGAGUAGUGCUGAUCCUGAAGGCCUUCGCAUCUUCUAUUACCUUGUUCAGGAUUUGAAGUGUUUUGUAUUUUCUCUCAUCUCUCUGCACUUCAAGAUAAAGCCGAUAUGAUUGGAUCAGAGUGUCGGUUGAGAACCUCCCCAGCGUUUUUGUGUAUUGACUGUGGCAUCUGAGACAAUUUUAACAACCAUGGACAUGUUAGUCGUGGUUGUGCUGCAAAUUUAUAGUUCAUUGAGUAAAGGGCAUUUUAUAUUGGGAAGUUGGGUGGAUUGCUGUUUGGAGGAAUGAUUAAGCUUGUCUUUUGCCUUUUUUACCCCUCUGCAACAGGCUUGUCUUCUAAUUUAGGAAGGAUUGGACGGUUUGUGCACCUUUCAUUGCGACAUUCUGUAGAGAUGAAUAUGCUGUUUAUGUCCUUGUCUUUAAAUCGUGGUUUCUCCAUUUGUGGGGAGGGUUUCAAACCCAAUUUUAACGCUUAUUUAAAUGCAAUUUUAUGUCAUUAAGUUAUAUUUAAA
Molecule: messenger RNA, 1014 nt
Organism: Neltuma alba
Lineage: Eukaryota; Viridiplantae; Streptophyta; Magnoliopsida; Fabales; Fabaceae
Product: protein mago nashi homolog
Exons: 3
Coding region: 158-613 (151 amino acids)
Biological process (GO): RNA splicing
Cellular component (GO): nucleus; exon-exon junction complex
Source: RefSeq, a predicted model, not a curated record